AGAUAGCAGCACAGGCGUAUACGCGUGCGUCGAUUUGCGUUUCGCUACGAUGUAAGCAAUUAGAGCGGCUUAUGCGCGUCGUGAGUGCAUCUUGGCCGGAUUUUCUUUACAAUAUCGACAAAUGAGACGUGUUGAGCGACGCGAAAUCAACGAGUGCUUGCCAAGAGCGCGACUGAGCGAUGAAUUAUCUGAACAAUAUAACGGGCGGCACAACGACCGCCGAUCCGGGCUUCCAGCUGAAUAAUGUCGAGAUUCUUUACACGAAGAUACAGAGGAUUUACAUCAAGCCGCAGCAUAAGGAGGAACGCCAGCGGGAUCUUCGAAUCAACGUGGAGAUUCACGCUGGCAUUAGUCCGGUUUGCCGCAAGAGUCUAUGUGUCUUGCUAGCUGACGACGAUGACCCUUGUUUCCUCUACUCUCUGUUCAUCACUGAAGAUGACUUUAAAGUGCUGAAAGCACAGCAGGGCCUGUUGGUUGAUUUCGAUAAUUUUGCCACACAGUUGAUAUGCUUACUGGAGCAAUGUCAAAUCCCAGGUACAAGUCUAUCAAAGACUCCACCCAAGUUCCUUCUGCUGUUGGCAGAGGAGUCUGGAGAUUGGAACUUCAAGCUUGUGGAGACAAAUAAUUUCAAACAUCUCUGCCACUUGAGUUUGAAUAUGUCACCUGCUAGUGAUUGCGACUUAAAAACACACAUGGCGAUGAAGAUCAAGCAACUAAAGGAGAACGCUUUACAACAAAAUAGGGAUGUAGUUGGUUUAGAAACUAGAUUAAAUGAUUUGACCUGUAAGUGGGAGGCAAAAACAAAAGAAUUAGAGCAGUUGGAGCAAAAAUAUCUGACUGAGAAAAGCCAGAUACAAAUCAAUUCGUCACAGCAAAUAAGUAUUGAAAAAGAUAGAUUGGCUCAAGCGCUAUUAGAAUGGCAACGACAGAGUGAGAAGGAGAAAAUUGAGGUUGAACAGAGGCAUUCCGAAACUAUGAAACAGUUACACACAGAACUUGCCGAGUUACGAACACAGAACAUGACGUACAAAGACAAGCAGUCCUUUCUAGAAGUUACCAAUACAGAGCAAAUGAAACAACUGCAGAAUCUUGAAAAGGAACUCAACAUCACUCAGCGUGAUUUAACUUUACUUAAAAACCAAAAUUCAAAAUUGGAUAUGGAUUAUCAUGAUAAGGACAAAGCUGUCAACACCUUGCGUACAAAAGUAGCUGUGCUUGAGCAAGAGUUGAAGGACAAAAUGGUGAUCAUUAACAAGCAUAUAGAGAUGCUGAAAUCGGUGAAAGAACAGAAGCAGCAUUUAGAGGAUCUCUUAUCCGAGAAGGACGGCCAGUUGCAACGCAAACAGAAUUCCUUAAAGAGUUUGAGCGACGAAUUGGUGAAAGCCAAUGAAAUCCUAACGAAAUUGCAGAACGAGCUCGCGUCAACCAAGUCCAAACUAAAGCUGAGGACAAGCAUAGCGCUCGAACAGGAAAGAUUGCUGGACACUAAACAGAAAGAGGUUGGCCAGCUAGAAACCAAAAUGGAGAGUCUUGUCAGAGACGCGAAAGACACGAAGGGUGAGGUGGACAAUUUAAAGGAACAUGUCAAGACAUUGCAGCAUCAGUUGGAGGAGAAAGAGAAGAUUAUCAAAAAUAACGAUAACGUGAUCAGCUGGCUAAAUCGGAGAUUAGCGGACAACCAGUCGCCUCUACAGAGCGCUACCACUCCGGCGCCAAUCACGAUUCCCACUUCUGUCCCACUGACGUUACCCAGGACGAAUAAGUUGUUCCCUAACCGAUACGAGACACGUACACCGGCGCCCAGCACGACACAACCCAGUACGUUAACGGGAUUACCGUUGAAAAAUCCAAUUGUGCAAAAUCCGAACAUUAACCAGACCACACGCACAUCAGCUCGAUCGAUGGGUGUCGGCGUGACGGACAGCUCAGUGGGAUUAAACACAUUCAACAAAAGCGGCCAGAUCUCGAGCACCAGCACGCCCAUGGAGCGCUUCAAUUCGCUAAACAAAAUAUCGGCCGGAAAUCCGCCGGGCUCGUCGUCAGUGCCGGCUAUAAUCGAGAACAACAAUCCGACGGUGUCCUCGAACGGUACAAAAGCGAAAAGUACAAACAUCGGCUUGCAGGGUGGAUUGAGAAGGGCAGGUUUGUCCGACAAACCGAUCUUACCCUCGGCGUAUUUCCCUAAAACCUUGCACUGACACCGAUGCCUGAAUGGGAUUACCAAUGUAGAGACUAAUGAGUUGUGAACUCGUGUCGGAAUACUUUAAGAAUCAAAAUGUAGAAACGACAGAAGCGCGAUAUUGUCAUUAAUGUGGGAAUAUUUCGCGUUUACCGUCUUGGAGAUAGUACAAAUAGCUAUGAGAACGACAAGUAUUAUUAUAAGACACUUUCUACGAAGUAAAUUUCCAAACAAUUCUUAGUCCCACAUUGGCACCGGUUCUAUGUUUGCGUUACGAAAAUCAUGUAUAUCAGUAUUCAACGCAUCCUGCUGCCGUCUUCUCUCAGGAUCUGAUUUUCUAUGUAAAAUAUAAAUCUGCAAUAUUGAAGCAAUGGAUGCGUGACGUCGUUUAAUCUCGGUGUAUCAAUGUAGGAUUAACAAUAAUCGGAAAAAUAAUAAUAAUAUAUAGUGUUGUAUGUAUAUAUAGCGCGGCACUAACAUACACCGAUCUCGUUUUCAUGCGAUAUACACACGCAGAGCAUCCCACGAGAUGUGAUACUACUAACUAAAAAAUUACUUAAAAAGGUAAAUUAAAAAUUUAAACUGAUUUUUUUUUUUUUCUAUAAAACAUCACGCGCGAAAUUCUGUGUAUGUGAAUUCCAUAAUUCGUCAUAAUCAUAUUUUUACUCCAAAUGAGUUCAACAUUUCUGCUAUAAUUACAAACAUAAUGGAGCUUAUCUUUAAUGUAUAUCACUUUUUUAUAAAAAACGUUCCGGUAAAAUUGAGAUUUAUAUUAGAGAUAUGUAUUUAUAAAUCGAAAUUUUUAAUUUAUAACAUUUGUAAUUUAUUUAAUUCAUAACGUUCAGUUUAUAAUUAAAGUCUUGCUUUGCAUAAUUUUAAAUGUAAAUUUGUGUUUUUAAAACAUUCAUAAUGACUGUUGUGCCAAAUAUUGUCGAAAAAUGACUUUUGUAGCUGAUAAAUUUGGGACAAGUGGAAUAAUUGUUUCAAGAUCAAUAUAUAGCAUAAUUUUCCAAUUCAUCACGAUUGCAAUCUAUCAUUCGAUCGAUCAAUUAUUAAUACUUAAUUUUUAUAUUAUAUCUAGCACAAUACUGCUUAUUAGAUUUUAUAGUCACUUGUAUGUAUAAGGCUAAUCACAUUCUAAUAGGUACCUGGAAAAUAAUAUUAAUUUUAAAGAUUUUAUAAUAGAUGUAUAAAUAUUUUUAUAUAU
Odontomachus brunneus is the source of this 3386-nucleotide messenger RNA. RefSeq names its product spindle assembly abnormal protein 6 homolog (gene Sas-6). The record is from RefSeq and is a predicted model, not a curated record. Bases 180 to 2198 code for a protein of 672 amino acids. Lineage: Eukaryota; Metazoa; Arthropoda; Insecta; Hymenoptera; Formicidae. Gene Ontology annotation, biological process: centriole replication. Gene Ontology annotation, cellular component: centrosome; centriole. The transcript has 4 exons.